AUGGUUGUCCAAGUUGGUAUUAACGGUUUCGGUCGUAUCGGUCGUAUUGUCCUCCGUGCUUCCCUUGAAAACCCCAACGUUCAAGUUGUUGCUGUCAAUGACCCCUUCAUUGACCUUGAAUACAUGGUCUACAUGUUCAAGUACGACUCCACCCACGGCCGCUUCAAGGGUACCGUUGAGGCUAAGGAUGGCAAGCUUAUUGUGAACGGCAAGCCUAUCACCGUCCACGCUGAACGUGAUCCUUCCCAAAUCCCCUGGGGCCAAGACAACGCUGCCUAUGUUGUUGAGUCCACUGGUGUCUUCACUACCAUUGAGAAGGCUAAGGCUCACUUGGUUGGUGGUGCCAAGAAGGUUGUUAUCUCUGCUCCUUCUGCUGAUGCCCCCAUGUUCGUUUGCGGUGUCAACCUUGAUUCCUACAAGUCUGAAUACCAAGUCAUCUCCAACGCCUCUUGCACCACCAACUGCUUGGCUCCCCUUGCUAAGGUCAUUGAUGACAAGUUCAAGAUUGUUGAGGGUCUCAUGACCACCGUUCACGCUACCACUGCCACCCAAAAGACCGUUGAUGGUCCCUCUGGUAAGGAUUGGCGUGCUGGCCGUGGCGCUGGUGCCAACAUCAUCCCUGCCUCCACUGGUGCUGCUAAGGCUGUUGGCAAGGUCAUUCCCCACCUUAACGGCAAGCUUACCGGCAUGUCCUUCCGUGUCCCUAACCCCGAUGUCUCUGUUGUUGACUUGACUGUUCGCAUUGAGCAAGGUGCUUCUUACGAUGAGAUCAAGGAAGCUAUCAAGGCUGCCUCUGAGAACGAGCUUAAGGGCAUUCUCGGCUACACUGAGGAUGAAGUUGUCUCCACCGAUUUCUUGGGUGACAGCCGCUCUUCCAUCUUUGAUGCCAAGGCUGGUAUCUCUCUCAACCCCAACUUUGUCAAGCUCAUCUCGUGGUAUGACAAUGAGUACGGUUACUCCACCCGUGUUGUCGACUUGAUCUGCCACGCUGCCAAGGUCGAUGGUGCUCUGUAA
Molecule: messenger RNA, 1014 nt
Organism: Lichtheimia ornata
Lineage: Eukaryota; Fungi; Mucoromycota; Mucoromycetes; Mucorales; Lichtheimiaceae
Product: glyceraldehyde-3-phosphate dehydrogenase
Exons: 3
Coding region: 1-1014 (337 amino acids)
Biological process (GO): glucose metabolic process
Molecular function (GO): NADP binding; NAD binding; oxidoreductase activity, acting on the aldehyde or oxo group of donors, NAD or NADP as acceptor
Source: RefSeq, a predicted model, not a curated record